GAAAAUCAGAUGUCUCAGUUGUCUAUUUGCAUCGCCGAAAAGCUUGCUACUUUACCAUCUACACCCUAUAAACCUUACCUGUUCAGAAUAAACGAUGCACUACGUAGAGAGAACAGUGAAGCAUACGAACCAGAAAUAGUAGCAAUUGGUCCUUAUCACCGCGGCAAAGUUAAGCUACAAAUGAUGGAAGAACACAAACUAUUGUACCUGCAAGAGUUGCUUAAACGGAGAAAUGAGUUGAGUGUGGAUAUGUAUGUCAUAGCCAUGCAAGAAUUGGAACAAAAAGCUAGAAAGUGUUAUGCUGAACCCAUUAAAAUGAACAGGGAUGAGUUUGUGGAAAUGAUGCUACUUGAUGGGUCCUUUAUAAUCGAGUUAUUUCGCAAGUUCUCUUGUGAAGAACAGGAACAGAUAGAUGACCCUAUUUUUCAAGCAAGUGUCAUUUGGUUGAAUAUACGCCGUGAUCUUUUGUUAUUUGAGAAUCAACUUCCAUUCUUUGUCCUCUCCAAGUUAUUUGACAUGAGCAAAGAUUCAAACCAAGGAGGCCCACAAGAGAAUAUUUUAGUCUUAGCUCUCAAAUUUUUACUUCAAGCCAUUCCAGAUAUCUCGUAUUUCCAAAUGCCUGAAACUCCAGAGAUCAAUGACAAUCAUCUUCUGAGCCUUGUACAUGCUAUCUGGUGUUCUAGAUUUGCUACAAUGGUGCCUUCUCGGAUUGAUGCAAACCAAGAAAGGGGAUGGAGUUUUAUAAAAUGUACAACAGGGCUUCGAGAAUCUGGGAUUAAAUUCGUGAAGGCUACAGAUAGUUUUCGUUGUUUGAUAUAA
This is a messenger RNA of Ilex paraguariensis (yerba mate), 819 nucleotides long. NCBI's taxonomy places the organism in Eukaryota, Viridiplantae, Streptophyta, Magnoliopsida, Aquifoliales, Aquifoliaceae. The record is from the annotation of a GenBank genome assembly.